Armigeres subalbatus is the source of this 7181-nucleotide messenger RNA. It is a transcript of the gene ldd, whose product is annotated as glucosylceramide transporter ABCA12. Lineage: Eukaryota; Metazoa; Arthropoda; Insecta; Diptera; Culicidae. The coding region runs from base 1094 to 7063 and encodes 1989 amino acids. Gene Ontology annotation, biological process: transmembrane transport; lipid transport. The record is from RefSeq and is a predicted model, not a curated record. The transcript has 16 exons. Gene Ontology annotation, molecular function: ATP binding; ATP hydrolysis activity; ABC-type transporter activity. Gene Ontology annotation, cellular component: intracellular membrane-bounded organelle; membrane.
CCGUCGAGAACAGUGCGAAACGGGAUACAGCCUGAUAAAGGCACGCGAUCGAGAACCAGUUGAAGCUCUUCGAUCUCUCGCUUCUAGGUAGAAUAUUAUUGCAAGUGGUCGAGUUGGUCGGUUGUGCAAUCCUCGUGACAGACGGUCGCCUUGUUCGGUCUUCGGUCUUUUCUGUGCCAGUGACCAGUUCUUCAGCGCGUGCUUGCAUUACCCAGUACCGAUAUGCGUGUAUACAUUGCGCUGUAGGAUCAACAAAAGCAAGCUUUCGUCACAAACUGGCCAGUCAGCAGGCGUAAUACGAAGGUACUUGCACUCGAGGGGCUCGACUGCAAAAGAGAAAAGUUAACUCAGCCAACCAGUUUUCAACAGUGCCUCUAAAAGUGUUUAACUACUGAAGAAAUACCAGUCGUGAUAGUUGUAUUGAAUUUGGUCACGAUCGUAGUGAGAGAACAUACAAAAACGAAGUGAGUGUGACCAUCAUGGCUGUAUUAUAGCCAGCCCGUGGAGGUCUGAGCGAAAGUGAGAAAAGUGACACCGUUGUGCGUGGUGCAUAGCGAAGUGUUUCAACGAAAGUAAAACCGUGAGCAACUGACUGGUUUUGCGUUGGGCGGUGUGAAUCUUCUUCACUGAAGAAAGGGGUCAUCCACUAAGGAAUCAUCAAGUGUCCAGAAAAUUCAAGUUCAACUAUAGAAUUUGAUCAACGCGUUUGUCAUGCAAAUCUUGUAACGGUGAAGAGUCCCCAAAUGCAACAACAAUCCAGGCUUUGGCUCAGCAACGUGAGCGCUGUAAACUAUGUGAUAAUUACCGCCACCGUCGUCGUCGCCACUGUGAUAGCGCGAUAAACCACGCAGCAUUUUACGAAUACCUCACCUGCAUUACACAUAUUUGGCUUAAGUGACUACUGGUGUUUAGUGUUUUGUGUAAUUAGCAAAAAAAAAGUGGCUCUGCAUUAAUCAAAAGGGUGGGUGAAUGUGUGAACGAGCUACAAACAGCAAACAUUUGCCACUGUUUGUUGUUGUUUGUAUAGCGGUCAAACGUGUGUUUCUAGAGGAUACAACCAUUGGGUGGAAUUAGGCGGUUGGAUAUCAGCGCCAUGAAACUGGGCAAACAUGUUGACUGGUUGCAGAUUCGAGCCCUGCUACGGAAGGACUACCUCGUACGGAUACGACAGCCGUGGAUGACCAUCAUUCAGUACCUGUGGCCUUGCUUGAUCUUCCUAUCGCUCUACAUACUGCGCAAUCGCUUCCAGUCCGUCGAAAUAGCCGACUGCCAGUUCCCAGCCCGGCAGCUGCAGAACAACGGCAUCCUUCCGUUUUUCCAGUCAUACGUCUGCACUAUUGAAAACGAGUGCAGUGAUCCCCGAAGGUACGAAGAAACGUCCGACUUUGCCAAAGCACCGGUGACUCCGGUGCUGGAUAUCGUUCAAAUAUUUUUGGACACACCGGACCUGUUCGAUGCAGUGAUCGGUCUACCAAUUGAUCGCAACUUCAUCGGUGCCGUUACGACGAUCGUAACGAAUGGACGCUUCAAAGAGAUCGAAAGCAACGCCGACCGGCUGGUGCGGAUGCUUCCCGAACUACAGGAUAUGGUGGGCGGUGAUUUCGACAUCCAGAAAGUUUUCGCCGACGAUCGAAUGUUCUCUAACUCCGGCAAGCUCCUGUGCGGAAAGCCGUUCCCUCGGAGUACAAACAUAAGGUUUAUUGAUAAUGUUUUGUACUCGAAGGAUUUCAAAGGGGCCGACCCGGAUGAGUUGGAGGCAAUGCCGACCAAGUAUUGCAAGCAGCUGUACAGGGACGUGACCAAUACGAACAAUGGUAAGAUCACUUGGAAGCAGCUGAAACCUAUUUUACAGGGGAAGAUUCUGUAUGGGCCGUCGAACGAUAGGAAUGAUGAGAUUGUUAAAUUUACCAAUCAAACUUUCGUGGACAUGGGUCGACUGCGAGACUUCUUCAAAGCGUUGAACACCACGGUGCAGUUGCUCCAUACAGAUCAGUCGUUCCGUAGCAGCUUUCAAAGCCUGAUCGAGCUGGCCAAGUCUCCUCUAGUGCAGAUGAUCGUUGGUGGAAACGUGAACAUCGAAUUGAUUGAGUCUAUGCUGAACGGAAUUUUGAACGACAAAACUGUAGCGGUCGCACUGGAAACUAUUGCCAGUAUCUUCGAGUGCUUCUCGACCGAUCGCUUCGUUAAGGUGGACUCGGAGCAACAACUAGAAGAUGAAGCUUUCAAGCUAAAUCAGAAGAAGAUGUUCUUCGCGGGGUUGAUUUUUGAAAACGGCACUACGGAAAACGAGAUUCCAUACAAGAUACGAAUGAGAAUUGAUGACACGCCCGUAACUAUAGAAAAUAAAAAUCGAUUCUGGUUCCCAGAUCCGGAAGCUAGUUUCGAGUUGGACAUGAGGUACCACCGCGGGUUCAUUCAAAUCCAGCACGCAGUAGAUAUGGGCAUUAUUAAGGCUUUAAAGAAAGAAAUGACUGAAAGUGAGAAGAGAACUAGUGAAGCGUCGUCUGGCGAUUUGGGAUUGUCAUUGGGCGAUGAUCUGAGUGUAGAAGAAAAUAGUAACGAAACAGAAGCAACUACGGUAACCACUACUGAAGGCAGUACGUCUACCGAAGACCUCGAAUCUCUUUAUGCAAACUUGAGUAAGAACAUCAAUAUAUCGGAGUCGGAUUUAGCCAAAUUCAGUAACAAAUCAUCGCUGGAUGACUAUUUGGACUUCAACGACGAUGAAGAGGAGCAAGAGGUGGAUGAAGAGGAACCGCUUGUGGUGAGCACAUCAACGGUUCGUAGUCGUCGGAAAAGAGCUCCGCAGUUCAACCUGUUCAGUUUGUUUUUGGGAGGUGGUCCACCUAAGAAGAAGGAAUUGACUUUCAAGGUUUCCGAUGAGAAAUUCUACACCAAACAGUUCCCGUAUCCGAAAUAUGUUAAAGAUAAUUUCAAGAAAGGUCUAUACUUGGCGCAAUCGAUUCAAAUGUGCUUCUUCAUUGCACUAAUCGUGCAUGUGUCUUCAUCAGUACGGCAGAAGAUUUGGAUGAAGGAAAGCGGCAAUACAAUGUUGAUGCGUGCCAUGGGGCUGAAGUCGUACUCGGAUUCCAUUUCCUGGGUGAUAACCACCUUGAUUGAGCUGUGCAUUGUCUUCGUUCUCGCCCUGUCCAUUCUGUAUAGCGGAGGUAUUCUUGAACAUUCCAGCAAAAUCUUUUUAUUUGUGUACCUGCUAGUGUUCGGCGUUUGCUUGAUCGCCUUUUGCUAUAUGUGUUCAAUGUUCUUUAGCUCAGCGAGCAUUGGAUCGGUAUCGGCGGUCAUCCUGUUCCUAACAACAUUCCUACCCUAUAUCGUAAUUAUCUCCUUGGGAGCAGUGCUAAGCUUCGCGGGAAAAUUCGUAGCGAGCCUGUCGUUUUCAACAGCCUUUUGCUACGCUUGGCGCUACAUUAUGCGGCUUGAACUACAACAGCGUAGUGCAGAUUUCAUGGCGUUGAAGGGGUCAAUUCAAGAGAAUGACCUGGCCUUCGGAAUAAUGAUGAUGCUACUGGAUGCGAUAAUCUACUAUCUUAUUGGCUUUAUCUACGAAAAAAUUACUCAUGAGGACACAACGUUUUAUCAGGUUAGUCGUGCCAAAUUAGACAAAAGUAUUGGGGCCGAAUUGCGGAAUGUGGAUGUCAUAUACGAAAACGGCAAAAAGGUUCUCGAUAACGUGUCGAUCACCUUCAAGCGGGACGAAGUUACGUGUCUACUUGGUCGCAACGGAGCCGGGAAGAGUACGAUCAUCAAACUCUUGACCGGUCAGAUUCUCCCCAUAGUGGGUGAUGUCAACCUCCCCUUAGACUAUGAUCUAAUAUCCGGUUUGAAAAACAAUGCAGAAAAGAUCGGCCUCUGCUCACAGAAUGACAUUCUCAUUCCAAACCUCACCGCCAAGGAACACCUACAGCUAUACGCUCGCAUCAAGCUAACCAAAGGAUUCGAAACCGAAGUUCAACGAACGCUGGAUAACCUGAAGAUGGGUAAGUACAAACACUACCGCGCUUCGGAGCUCUCGGGAGGCUUCAAACGGCGGCUAUGCAUUGCCAUCGCCUUCCUGGGAUCACCGAACAUGGUAAUCCUGGACGAGCCGUGCAGCAGCGUCGAUACGAAAGCCCGCAAGUACAUCUGGGAGCUAAUCCAAACUCUCAGGAAAGACCGAGCGGUGAUUCUGGCAACGCAUCAUCUGGACGAGGCAGAAUCCUUGAGCGAUAAGGUCGUCGUGAUGGAGAACGGAAAAGCCAUUCUCGAGCAGAGCCACGAGGAGCUGAAGAAUCGUUUCACAAACACUUUGUACUUGGACCUGACGCUGAAAUCACUAACGGAGAGUGAUCGGUCGAAUUUGAUAGCCGACCUAAACAAGAGCUUGGAUGAGCGAAACAACGUGCAGUACGAGUUUACGAAACUUCCAAGGAAUGUCUUGCAGUACAAGCUCACGUAUACUACUGAAAAUCCGUCGGAAAUUGACUUGAAAUCGCUCUUUGAUCAGCUCAACCAGUAUCAGGACAAAAAACUCAUCCUAAACUACGACGUCAAAAACGAAAACCUCAUGAACGUCUUCAACGCCGUCAACAGCCGCGAGUCGCAAGCAGCCGAAAUCCGUGAACCGGAAAUCAUCUCUGCCAAUGGCUUCCAUGGGUCCAAACCCACCCAACACAACCUCGGCUCGUUCCAGAUAAUCAACAGCCUACUCCAUAAACGGUUCCUCCACUUCCGCCGCAAUUACCGCCUUCUUAUAUGUAUUCUGAUUCUUCCAACACUCUUCGAAAUCAUCGCCAUGUACUUCAUGACUCUUCGACCGCCCGGUGAACACGACAAACCUCUGGAGCUCUCUACCGCGCUAUACCGUGGAUCGGCAGAGUUCUACACCCGACCGGGCAAUGGCAGCGACUUUCAGCUGGAAAUCGACGCCGGCAUUCUGUCACACUGUCCCGACUCCGAAUGCUACCUGUUCAAAAGCUCCGAAGAAGCCUUCCGUUGGUUACUACAGACGAACUACGAGUUCAGCGAUCGUCGCUUCGGAGGUUUGACCGCUCGUAAGGAGAAGCACUUUGUUUGGUACAACAACAAGGGAUACCACUCGAUGCCGGUGUGGCUAAAUCUGUUGGAUUCUGCCAUUUUGAAAUCGGAACUGGAGAAUACCAACUAUAGUAUUCGCACGAUCAACCAUCCGCUGAAGAUCGAAGAAGACGAGCUGACCAUUUCAUCGAUUCUUCAGCAGGUUGCUGAUGCUGGCAUUUCGUUGAUCCUGCUGCUGUCGUUCAGUUUGGUCCUGGCAGGAGCUUCUGUGUACAUCGUCAACGAACGAGUGCGAGGAGAAAAGAUGCAACAAAGGCUCGCUGGAGUGAAAUUCUUUCACUAUUGGGGAGUUACUUAUGUUUGGGACGCAAUGAUAUUCCUAAUCGCCGUGGCCCUAGCAGUGAUAGUGUUCCAAGUUUUCGCCAUUCCAUCUUACGUUGAAAAAGACCAGCUAAAAGGCAUCUGUCUUCUUCUUGUAUUCUAUGGAUUUGCCUCCGUUCCAGCGGUGCAUCUUUUCGAAAAGCUGUUUAACGACGCCAGUUUUGCAAAUAUGUCGUUAUUCUGUCUUAACGUGAUUACCGCUCUUGGCACCUUGACGACUAUAAUCCUGUUCGACAUAUUGGGAGAAUCGGAUACCUCGGAACAUUUCCGGAACUUCUUGAAUCGGGCCUUCCUUAUCCUGCCACAACACGCCUUAGCAGAUGGCCUGAUCGAGCUGUCCAAAAACUACAUCCAGGCGGAGAUAUUCAAGCGGUACUACAUUGACUCCUACAAACCUUUGAUGACGAUCCUUGAACCGCAUCUCAUUGCAUUGGUGAUCAUGGGCUCAAUUUUUAUCUUCUUGAACAUGAUUAUCGAGCGAAAGGUCAUUCAGAGGUUCUUCCAAGAGGCGGAAUCCUCUCACACGCCAGUUUACGAGCUGAAAGCAGUCCGAUCUGAAGACGGUGUAGUGAAUGGCAAUGGCAAGAAGAAAUCUCUGACUGCCGAUCAGAUCCUGUCAGUGGAUCACCUCACGAAGCAGUACCGAUCUGGAGAUGUGGUUGUAAAUGAUGUUUCGUUCAAGAUCCACUACGGCGAGUGCUUCGGACUGUUGGGAACAAACGGUGCAGGAAAAUCAACGAUAUUCUCCAUUCUGUCUGGCGAACAGCUCCCGAGUAGCGGUGGAUUCUGCUUCUUCUCUUCGAACUGCUUAUCGUACUGCCCGCAGAAUAGCUUUUUGGAUCCAUUGCUCACCGUAGAGGAAGUUAUCGAAUUCUAUGGCCAGUUGCGUAACGUUGAUAACAUCGAUAAGUUGGUAAUUGAAACUCUCAGAGAGUAUCACCUGGAACCGUACAAACGAAUUUUGGUCAAGAAUCUCAGCGGUGGAAACCGGCGGAAGCUCUGCGUAGCGGUUGCCUGCUUUGGAAACACCGACAUCAUUCUAAUGGAUGAACCCACAAGUGACAUGGAUCCGGUAACCCGAGCCAUCGUCUACCGAACGAUCGAACGGCUGAACAGUCAAAACCGAUCGGUUCUGCUCACUUCUCACAGCAUAUCGGAGAUAGAUAGGAUCUGUCAAAGGAUAGCGAUCCUGAAGGAUGGACAUUUGCUCACGGUUGACACCCCAGACAACCUUACCGAACGAUACGGUAACAACUACCUGAUUACCAUCUACCUCGAAGAAAAUCGGGAAGUGGAUCUCAUUAGAACUAUCAAACGAGAGUUCAACAUUUCAGAGGACCUGAUCCAGAACAAGAACUCUUUGCAGUUUGUGUGCAAAGUACAGUCGGUUGACCGGCGGCGGCACACCAACGGUGGCAUUGAAAAGCUCCACAAAAACAGUCAGGUUACGAUCAACCUGAACAACAACACCAUCGAUUCCAGUCCAGCGCUGACGGCGAGCGUCAGUGACCUAGUUGUUAAGCUGCAUCACUUUGCCGAAAACAAUCGGUUGCGGUACACGGUUUCGCGGUGUCUGCUGGAUCAGGUAUUUGAGAACGUUCUGCAGAACCACGAGGAGGAACACUCCAACGGUGGGUUCGUGGAAAACUGAUUAGUACGGAAUCCGUCCGGGUCCCGUGUCCCCACUUUCCCGUCAUUGUCCACAGGGCAAGCUACUUACCUACUAAGCUGGUUUUUAGUACAUACACAUGGAUAUUAUUUUAAGCAAA